Triticum turgidum subsp. durum (durum wheat) is the source of this 537-nucleotide messenger RNA. The record is from the annotation of a GenBank genome assembly. Lineage: Eukaryota; Viridiplantae; Streptophyta; Magnoliopsida; Poales; Poaceae.
AUGGCGGCAGCCUCGCCUCCCUCCCUCCACCUCGCCCUCCUCCUCUUCGCAGUCCGCGCGGCCGUCAGCGGCGCCGCGGGGGCGGUCGGGGUGAGCGGCGGCGGGCAGCUGUGGUGCGUGGCGAAGAACAACGCCGAGGACGGCGCGCUGCAGUCGGCCAUCGACUGGGCCUGCGGCCCCGACGGCGGCGCCGACUGCCGCGCCAUCCAGCAGGGCGGCGCCUGCUACGAGCCGCCCGACCUCCUUGCGCACGCCUCCUACGCCUUCAACGACUACUUCCUCCGAUCCGGCGGCGCCGCCAGCCCCGCCGCCUGCGACUUCUCCGGCGCCGCCGCGCUCAUCGGCCUCAACCCUAGUCAUGGGAACUGCGUGUUUCCUUCCAGUUCAUCCCCCAGAAAUGGCAGCUUCACAGGAAUAACAACCUAUGGUCGGACCGGUGCAGAUUUAAGCCAAAGUUCUUCAUGGCAACUCAACACCUGGUCAUUUAUUUUGUGCAUAUCUCUGUCUGCAACAAUUUUUGUUGUCUCGCGUUUCUGA